Humulus lupulus (European hop) is the source of this 4266-nucleotide messenger RNA. RefSeq names its product pleiotropic drug resistance protein 2-like. Gene Ontology annotation, molecular function: ABC-type transporter activity; ATP binding; ATP hydrolysis activity. The coding region runs from base 76 to 4266 and encodes 1396 amino acids. The transcript has 20 exons. Gene Ontology annotation, cellular component: membrane. Lineage: Eukaryota; Viridiplantae; Streptophyta; Magnoliopsida; Rosales; Cannabaceae. The record is from RefSeq and is a predicted model, not a curated record.
UAUACCAUGCUUAAACCAUGUACAAUUUCAUAGUUCUCUAGCUGCUUUUGUUCAACAAGUACAAAAGUAUUGAAUAUGGCGGGUGAUGAAGAUGAGCGAGCACUGAAAUGGGCCGCGAUAGAGCGGCUACCGACUUUUGAUAGGAUGAAGAAAGGGUUGAUCAAGCAGUUGAAAAAAGAAGGAAAUGUGGUGCAUGAAGAGGUUGAUGUUACAAAGCUUGGAGCCCAAGAAAGGAAGCAUUUGAUAGACAGUGUGCUCAAAGUUGAGGAGGAUAACGAGAGAUUCUUGAGGAGGCUUAGGGAAAGGACUGGCAGGGUAGGAGUUGAGAUUCCUAAGAUUGAAGUAAGAUUUGAGCAUUUGUCAAUUGAAGGAGAUGCUUAUGUUGGUACUAGAGCACUUCCAACUCUGCUCAAUGCCACCUUAAAUGCUAUUGAGGAUGUUCUUGGACUUGUGGAACUCUCUCCUUCAAAGAAAAGGGUUAUAAAGAUACUCAAAGAUGUGAGUGGAAUAGUGAGGCCAUCAAGGUUGACUCUACUCCUUGGACCUCCAAGCGCAGGAAAAACAACAUUGCUAAAGGCAUUAAGUGGAAAACUUGAUAACAAUCUAAGGGUAACCGGAAAAGUCACCUAUUGUGGCCAUGAGUUUUCAGAAUUUGUUCCUCAGAGAACAUGUGCUUAUAUCAGCCAGCAUGAUCUUCACUAUGGCGAGAUGACAGUCCGCGAGACAUUGGAUUUUUCAGGACGUUGCCUUGGAGUUGGCGCGAAGUAUGCAACAUUAGUUGAGACAUUGAGGCGCGAGAAAAAUGAAGGUGUUCAACCAGAUUCAGAUAUUGAUGUCUUCAUGAAAGCAACUGCUGUGGCUGGUCAGAGCACAAGUUUGAUCACUGACUAUGUUCUCAAGAUACUUGGAUUGGACAUUUGUGCUGAUAUUAUGGUGGGUGAUGAUAUGAGGAGAGGUAUCUCUGGUGGGCAGAAGAAACGUGUGACAACUGGGGAAAUGUUAGUUGGACCAGCAAGAGCAUUUUUCAUGGAUGAAAUAUCAACAGGCCUGGAUAGUUCAACCACAUUCCAGAUUAUCAAGUACAUGAGGCAGAUAGUUCAGAUUAUGGAUGUCACAAUGAUCAUAUCUCUCUUGCAGCCAGCUCCCGAGACAUUCGAGCUUUUCGAUGACAUUAUCCUACUUUCAAAUGGACAAAUAGUUUACCAAGGUCCACGCGAUAAUGUGCUUGAAUUUUUUGAACACAUGGGCUUCAAAUGCCCAGAAAGGAAAGGUGUUGCAGAUUUUCUUCAAGAAUUAACUUCCAUAAAGGACCAAGAACAAUACUGGUAUAGGAAUAACCAACCUUACAGAUAUAUAUCUGUACCUGAGUUUUCGCAGGCCUUUAACUCUUUUCGCAUUGGCCAAAACCUUUCUGAAGAGCUAAGAGCCCCUUAUGAUAAAACAAAAGUCCACCCUGCAGCUCUGGUUAGAGACAAGUAUGGCAUUUCAAAUUGGGAACUCUUCAGGGCAUGCUUCUCAAGGGAAUGGCUGCUGAUGAAGAGAAAUUCUUUUGUUUACAUUUUCAAAACAUCUCAGAUAACAGUCAUGGCUGUGAUUGCUUUUACUGUGUUCUUUAGAACACAAAUGAGAACUGGAAGAAUACAAGAUGGAACAAGGUUUUGGGGAGCAUUGUUUUUCAGUCUCAUUAAUGUCAUGUUCAAUGGGAUGGCAGAACUUGCAAUGACAGUCUUCAGGCUUCCGGUUUUCUAUAAACAAAGAGAUUCAUUGUUCUACCCAGCAUGGGCUUUUGCCCUGCCUAUUUGGCUACUUAGAAUUCCAAUUUCACUCAUGGAAGCUGGGAUUUGGAUUGUUCUAACAUAUUACUCUAUUGGUUUUGCACCUGCUGCUAGCAGGUUCUUCAAACAAUUAUUGGCUUUAUUUGGUGUACAUCAGAUGGCUCUUUCUCUCUUCCGAUUCAUUGCGGCUGCUGGCAGGACAGCAGUUGUUGCAAACACACUUGGUGCCUUUACCUUACUAUUGGUUUUUGUUCUUGGUGGUUUUAUUGUGUCUAAAGAUGAUAUCAAACCAUGGAUGCUUUGGGGAUAUUACAUCUCUCCUAUGAUGUAUGGACAAAAUGCCAUUGCUAUCAAUGAAUUUCUUGAUGAAAGAUGGAGCACUCCCAUAAGUGGAUCAAGCCAGCCAACAGUUGGGAAGACCCUUCUUAAAGAGAGAGGCCUUUUUGUAGAUGAAAAUUGGUAUUGGAUAGGAAUUGGAGCACUUCUUGGUUUUUCUCUUCUUUUCAAUGUUCUUUUUAUUGCAGCAUUGACAUUCUUAAAACCUUUUGGCGAUUCGAAGCCUGUAGUUACAGAUGAAGACUUCGAAAAUCAUACCAAAAAAUCCAAUUUGGAAGGAAAUGCUGGAGAAAAUGUUGUAAACAAGAAAACAGUACUGGCCUUGCCCUUUCAGCCUCUAACACUUGCUUUUGACCAUGUAAAUUACUAUGUAGAUAUGCCUGCGGAAAUGAAGAAGAGUCAAGGAGCUCAAGAAACCAGGCUGCAACUGCUAAGAAAUGUUAGUGGUGCUUUCAGACCUGGUGUGCUAACUGCACUAAUAGGAGUCAGUGGUGCUGGAAAGACCACCCUUAUGGAUGUCUUGGCUGGAAGAAAGACCGGUGGCUACAUAGAAGGAAGUAUAAGCAUUUCUGGCUAUCCCAAGAACCAAGCUACUUUCGCUCGUAUUAGUGGUUAUUGUGAACAGAAUGACAUCCAUUCACCAUAUGUUACUGUCCAUGAAUCUCUGCUAUACUCCGCAUGGCUGCGCCUUGCUUCAGAUGUGAAGAAGGAAACUUGGAAGAUGUUUGUUGAAGAAGUCAUGGAGCUGAUUGAGUUGAAGCCAUUGAGAAAUGCUUUGGUUGGACUUCCAGGAGUUAACGGUCUAACAACUGAACAGAGAAAAAGGCUUACUAUAGCAGUAGAACUAGUUUCCAACCCUUCCAUUAUCUUCAUGGAUGAGCCAACUUCAGGCCUUGAUGCUAGAGCUGCUGCAAUUGUUAUGAGAACAGUGAGAAACACAGUAGAUACAGGUCGAACCGUUGUAUGCACAAUUCACCAACCGAGCAUCGACAUCUUUGAAGCUUUUGAUGAGCUGCUAUUGAUGAAAACUGGAGGUCAAGUUAUAUAUGCUGGACCACUUGGUCACCAUUCACAAGAUCUUGUUGAAUAUUUUGAGGCUAUUCCAGGGGUUCCCAAGAUUAGAGAGGGCUAUAAUCCUGCUACAUGGGUCUUAGAAGUGAGCUCUAAUGCUGUUGAGACUCAACUUGGCAUAGAUUUUUCACAAGCUUAUGCCAACUCUGACCUCUAUCAGAGAAAUGAUGAGCUUAUCAAGCAGUUAAGCACCCCACAAGAGGGUUCAAAAGAUCUUUACUUUCCCACUAAAUACUCUCAAAGCUUUAUGACUCAGUGCAAAGCUUGCUUUUGGAAACAACAUUGGUCAUACUGGAGGAACUCUCAUUUUAAUGCCAUCAGAUUCUUCAUGACAGUUGUUAUUGGUAUUAUGUUUGGAGUGAUCUUUUGGGGCAAAGGAAAUAAUAUACAAAAACAACAGGACUUGCUUAAUCUUCUUGGGGCUACUUAUGCUGCUGUACUUUUUCUUGGAGCCACAAACACUUCAGCUGUGCAAUCUGUAGUCGCAAUCGAAAGAACAGUCUUCUAUCGCGAGAGAGGGGCCGGAAUGUAUUCUGCAUUUCCUUAUGCAUUUGCUCAAGUGGCUAUAGAAACCAUUUAUGUUGCAAUUCAAACCAUGGUCUAUUCUCUUUUACUAUAUUCCAUGAUUGGAUUCCAUUGGAAAGUAGACAAGUUCUUCUAUUUUUAUUACUUCAUUUUCAUGUGCUUUACCUACUUUUCAAUGUAUGGAAUGAUGGUGGUUGCAUUAACUCCGGGCCAUCAAAUUGCUGCCAUUGUUAUGUCCUUCUUUCUCAGUUUUUGGAACUUGUUUUCCGGCUUCCUCAUCCCCAGACCGCUAAUUCCAAUCUGGUGGAGGUGGUACUACUGGGGUUCACCAGUAGCAUGGACAAUAUAUGGCAUUUUCACAUCCCAAGUUGGUGACAAAAAGACUCUGAUUGAAAUUCCUGGUGCAGCACCAAAGGCAGUGGAUGAGUUCCUCAAGGAACUUCUAGGCUUUGAGUAUGACUUUCUUGUAUAUGUCAUCUUUGCCCAUGUUGGUUGGGUUCUUAUCUUCUUCUUUGUCUUUGCUUGUGGCAUCAAGUUCCUUAACUUCCAAAAGAGAUAG